AUGCGUAUGGGUUCAGAAGUUUAUCAUCAUUUAAAAAAUUUAAUCAAAAAACAAUAUGGUCUUGAUGCUACAAAUGUUGGAGAUGAAGGAGGAUUUGCUCCUAAUAUUGAAAGUGCUGAAAAAGCUCUUGAUAUCAUUGUUGAAGCAAUAGAUAAAGCCGGCUAUAACGGAAAAAUUAAAAUUGGUAUGGACGUUGCUGCUAGUGAGUUUUGUGAUGAAAAAACAAAACAGUAUGAUUUGAACAAUAAAGAUCCAAAUAAUCCCAAAAUACACUCAUCCGAAGAUUUAGUCAAUUUUUACGCAGAAAUAGUAGGAAAAUAUCCAAUAAUAUCAAUUGAAGAUGGUUUUGAUCAAGAUGAUUGGACUGGUUUUCAAUUACUUUUACAACGACUGAAAGAACAAAACAGAAAUGUACAAUUAGUGGGUGAUGAUUUAACAGUUACAAAUGUCAAACGUAUUCAAACAGCCAUUGAUAAAAAAGCAUGUGAUUGUCUUUUGCUUAAAGUAAAUCAAAUUGGAUCUGUGACAGAAGCAAUUUCAGCAUGUAAUUUGGCUCGUGGAGCUGGAUGGGGUGUGAUGGUCAGUCAUCGUUCAGGUGAAACAGAAGAUACAUUUAUUGCUGAUCUUGUUGUUGGUUUAGGAACAGGACAAAUCAAAACUGGCGCUCCAUGUCGCAGUGAACGUUUAGCCAAAUAUAAUCAAAUGCUACGUAUCGAAGAAGAAUUGGGUUCAAAUGCUAAAUAUAGUGGCGAAAGUGCUUUCAUAAAGAAAUAA
Messenger RNA from Didymodactylos carnosus, 774 nucleotides. The record is from the annotation of a GenBank genome assembly. NCBI's taxonomy places the organism in Eukaryota, Metazoa, Rotifera, Eurotatoria, Philodinida, Philodinidae.